Oncorhynchus gorbuscha (pink salmon) is the source of this 1638-nucleotide messenger RNA. RefSeq names its product protein diaphanous homolog 3-like. Gene Ontology annotation, cellular component: actin filament; cytoplasm. The coding region runs from base 4 to 1638 and encodes 544 amino acids. The transcript is spliced from 14 exons. The record is from RefSeq and is a predicted model, not a curated record. Gene Ontology annotation, molecular function: microtubule binding; actin binding; small GTPase binding. Gene Ontology annotation, biological process: actin filament polymerization; actin cytoskeleton organization. Lineage: Eukaryota; Metazoa; Chordata; Actinopteri; Salmoniformes; Salmonidae.
UUUAUGAGCUGUUUUUCCUUCUCCCCCAGCUGGGUGCAGAGUUUUGGCCACGAGGGUCUGGGACUGCUGCUAGACAUUCUGGAGAAGCUGCUCCACAAGAAACACCAGGAUAAACCUGACAAGAAGAGCCAGCAUAAAGUCAUCCAGUGCCUCAAAGCCUUCAUGAACAACAAGUAUGGGUUGGAGCGUAUCCUGUCAGAGGAGAAGUGUCUGACCCUGUUGGCCCGAGCCAUCGACCCCACCCAGCCCGCCAUGAUGACCGACGUGGUCAAGCUGCUGUCAGCCAUCUGCAUUGUGGGCGAGGAGAACACUUUGGAGAAGGUCCUUGAAGCCGUCACCACAGCAGGAGAACACAGGGCCACGGAGAGGUUCAGUCCAAUCGUAGAAGGACUCAGAGAUCGCUCCGUCCAAUUACAAGUGGCCUGCAUGCAGCUCAUCAAUGCUCUGGUGACGUCUCCAGACGAGCUGGACUUCAGGCUUCACAUCAGGAAUGAGUUUAUUCGCUCCGGCCUCAGAGAGAUUUUACCGCAUCUGACAACGAUCAGGAACGAUGCUCUGGACAUUCAGCUCAAGGUGUUUGAGGAGCACAAGGAAGAGGAUCUGAUGGAGCUCAGUCACCGGCUGGAGGACAUGAAGAGUGAACUGGAUGAUGUGGGAGACGUGUUCAACGUGGUUCAUAGUAUGGUGAAGGACACAGGGGCAGAGGUCUAUUUCCUCUCCAUCCUACAACACCUCAUGCUCAUCCGGAACGACUACUUUGUCCGGCCGCAGUAUUUUAAGAUCAUAGAAGAGUGUUUAUCUCAGAUCGUUCUCCAUCGCAGUGGGACCGACCCAGACUUCAGCUACCGAAAACGCCUUGAUGUGGACUUCAGUGUCCUCCUGGACGUGUGUGUGGAUAAGGCUCAGCUAGAAGAGUGUGAGCUGAGAGCUGCUGACUUGGCUCUGAAGUUUGACGAGGAGUACCUGGGUCGACAGGAGGCUCAGGCUCAGCUGUUGAAGAGUGAAGAGAAGAUCAAUGAAUUGCAGGCAGAGCUACUUGCCUUCAAGUCCCAGUUUGGAGCGGUCCCAGUGGCCCUCUCCUCCGCCCGUCCUUCCCAGGCUGGCUUCCCCUCCUCUGCCUUUCCCUCCCUCCCUCCGCCUCCUUCUGGUCCUGGAGGUCCCAUGCCUCCUCCCCCUCCUCCUCCCCCCCUCCCAGGCUGCGGCCCACCUCCCCCGCCAGGAGUGCCUCCCCCGUUCGGUUGCCCCCCUCCCCCUCCUCCUCCACCGGGGUUCUGUGGGCUGGGCUCGCCUACCCACAACACCUUGCCUUUCGGACUCCGGCCCAAGAAGCAGUUCAAGCUUGAGACUUCCAUGAAGCGCCUCAACUGGUCCAAGAUCCGCCCCCAGGAGAUGUCCGAGAGCUGUUUCUGGGUGGUGGCUAACGAGGAUCGCUAUGACAACCCGGACCUGCUCAACAGACUGGCGCACACCUUUGGCUCCUACAGACCAGAGGCAGCAGGGUAUUGGCUGAUACAGGUAUUACAGCCUGAGGGGCAACAUCUGGGGGCCGAAGCUGUUCCCCACCCCUCCCCUGGGGGACGAGCAGCUGUUCCCCACCCCUCCCCUGGGGGCGAGCAGCUGUGUGUAUUUGAUCGUUGA